AUGAAUGGCGAUGAGAUACUAAGACAAGAAAGUCAAAGUAGCUUUGAUAAAAGUAAUAGCAAUAAUAAUAAUAAUAAUAAUAAUAAUAAUAACAAUAAUAAUAAUACAAAUAAUAUCAACAAAAAUGAUAUACCUUUUGGAUGGCUGUCAAAUGUAACACAAUUUUCAGAUAUUGUUCAUGAAAUCCCAUUACCAAUUUUCAGAGCAGAUUCAUCAUUAAAUUUAGUAGAUGCUAAUAGUUUUACAAAUACAGUGACACUACUACAUGCACAUAGACAACAACAACAGCAAAAGCAACAGCAACAACAACAACCAAUAUCACCAAUAAAAGAUUUUAAUAAUGGCAAUAUACCAACAAUACCAUUAGAAAAUCCACAAAAACUUUUAUCUACAAUAAGUUUAAUCAUUCAAAAUACAGAUGUUUCAAAUAUACAAAUGCGAGCUGAUGUACCAAAAUUACAAACUGAACCAUCAACAUUAUUAAAAGCAAUCUAUAAUCAAGUACCAAUACUAAAAGAUAAAGAUAGAAGAGUUUUAUCACCAAUAAAAAUCCAUACAAAUAAUAGCAACAAUACUGCAGUUGAUAAUAAAUAUGUUUAUUUAAAAAAUAUUAAUGCAACAGAUAUUAGUAAUAAAGAAAAUUCUUCAAUUAAUUUUAAAACAAUAAAUGAACAACAAUCAUCUCAACAACAACAACAACAACAACAACAACAACAACAACAACAACAACAACAACAACAACAAAAACAACAACAACAAAAUCUUAAUAAUAACCAACAACAAGAACAAGAAAAACAUCAAAAUAAUAAUAAUAAUAAUAAUAAUAAUAAUAAUAAUAAUAAUAAUAAUAAUAAUAAUAAUAAUAAUAAUAAUGAAGAACAAAAACAAAAAUUAAAGAAAAAAAAAGUAAAAGUAACAAAUACAUCAAAUGAACAACAACAAAAUCAACCAGAGGAAAAACCAAUUCAAACAUUAUUUAACUCACUUAUUGAAUUUUUUGAUAUGGCUAAAGAGGAAAGAGAUUCCAGUGUUUUGAAUGUAACAUUCCUUGAGAAUAUUGGUAAGGAGAUUCAAACUUGUUCAAAAUUAGGUUUAUUAAAAGAUAUAUCAAUGGAAAAGUAUGCUCAAUUAAUUCAAAUCUUAAUUCGUUUAACAAAGGAGCCAAGUGAUGUCUCAUUAUCUUAUAAUGAAAAAGAUCAAAAUUUUCAUUUUCAAUUUGAUAGAGUAGAAUUUGCUUUAGAAUGUUGUUUAUUAGCUUUUAAUUUAUUAACAAUGCCUGGUAUUAGUGAUCAAUUAUCUUUAUUAUUAGAAGAUCAAUUAAUUGAAAUUUUAUCAACUUUAAAAUAUCAAGUAUUUGAAAAUAUAAUUGGUCAUUUAGAUCCUUCAUUUAAAAAUUAUGUUGCACCAGUUGUUGAACAAACAACAACAUCAUCAAAAAAAGAAAAGAAAUCAAAAAAGAAAUUAAAUAAUGAAGAUAGUGAAAAUGGUGAAAGUGGUGAUAAUGAUGAAGAAGAUGAAGAAGAAGAGGAGGAAGAAGAAGAAGAGGAAGAAGAAGAAGAGGAAGAAGAAGAGGAAGAAGAAGAUGAAUUUUCUGAAGGUGAUUCAGAAAAUCCAUAUGAUAAAAAAUCAAAAAAGAAAUCAAAAACAAAUUUAAAUAAAAAAUCAACAACGACUAUAAUUAAAAAUAAAAAAAAGAAUGGUAUUGUUCUUAAUAAUAAAAUGAAUAAGUUUACAAAAUUAUCAAAUAAAGUAUCAGAAAUCUUUGAAAACAUUGCAAUAAUGAUUGAAAAAAUUCAAAUUCCAUUAUCAGAAACAUUUAUAUCAUUAUUAUUAGAUUUAUGUAUACCAACUUUAUUCAUUGAUGGUAUUAGUUUCAUACAAUUAAGUUCAAUUAAUGUAGUUAGAAAUUCAUUUAUUAAAUAUCCAAGUCAAAGACAAUCAAUCAUUGAAGAGAUCUUACCAAACCUAUCUAAACCAUUACUAAAUUCAACAAAUAAUAAAAAGAUUCAACGUCUUUAUAAAAUUGGUGGUGGUGGCGGUGGUGGUAAAGAUAAAUCAUCAAUUCAAAUUCUAUCAGCAUUGUUGAUUCAAAUGAUUCAGGGUUCAAUUUUCAAACCAAAUCUAACCGAAUUGGAAAAUUAUCAAUUCUAUCAACAACCACAAAAUCAACAACAAUCAAAGUUUUGUCUUAAAGAUGCUCAAAAGUAUUCAACAACAAUCAUUUUAUUCUUUAUUGAAAAAUGUUCUGAAAAAACUGAAGAAGGUGAAUAUCGUAUACUAUUGGAGAAUUUCAUUCAAGAUCUAUUAAUUGUUUUUGAUCAUCCAGAAUGGCCAGCUUCAAAUUUAAUCUUACAUUUAUUUAGUGCCACAGUUAUGCAUAUAGUUUCUCAACAAAAAGUUGAUAGUAAUUUUAGAUUGGUUUCAAUUGAUUUAUUAGGUUCAAUUUUAACAAAAUUAAAACAAGAAUUAGUUUUUUCAAAAGAUGAUACUUCUUUAAGUAUUGUUAGUAGUAAUGGAUUGAAUAAUAGUAACAAUAGUAAUACUUCAUCACAACAAUCAAAUGCAUCAUCAACUUCAUCAACAACUACAACAUCAUCAACAUCAUCAACAUCAUCAACGACAACAACAACAACGAAUGGAGGUACAAAAUCAAAUAAAAAGAAUAAUAAAUUAGUUAAAUGUAAUUGUGGUAAAUAUGAAUCAGAUUCUUUUACAAUUAAAUGUAAUGAAUGUGAACAAUUAUUUCAUGAUGGUUGUGCACCUGAUUUCACAAAGAAUGGUGAUAUUAAUCAACAACAGUCAUGGGUUUGUGUUUCUUGUCAAGUUAAAGAACAGGUUGUUCACUAUUCAACUACUUCAAAAAUAACACCAACUAUAUUAGAGGAUAAAUUAAAGAAUCAAUCAAAAAAACAUAAAAAAUCAAAAAGAGAUAAAUCUGAGGGUGGUUUUUCAGAAGAAGAGUUACCAUUAACAAUGGAAUCAUUGGUUAUUAGCGAGAAAGAAAUUUAUCAACAAUUGAUUUUAAAUUAUUUAGAAUCAAAAUGUAGUACUGAAAGUUGGAUAAAUACAUCAAAACAAUUUUUAAUUGCAUCUUGGUUAGAUUCAACAGUUUCAGGUCCAACCACUAAAGAAAAUUUACCAAUAAGAAAAUACUUUUUAUCUCAAUGGGGUUUUGAAGUUAAUGAAGAUGAUCAACAACAACAACAACACCAAAGAGAUCAUUCCAAUGAAAAUGAUGAAAUUUCAGAAAAAUUAUUAAUACAACAGCAGCAACAACAACAACAACAACAACAACAACAACAACAACAAAUUAAAAAUCAAAUUAAUAAAUCAUUUAUUUGUAAUCAAGAAGAUGCAAUGAAAAUGAUUCGAAAAAUUAAUAUUGCAAGUGGAUCAGUAUUUCAAGUUGCAAAUAAUUUAUUAUAUCAUUUGUUAUCAAUUUUAUUUGAUCCAUCAACUAAAGCACGUGCAAAAGCAAUGAAAUCAUUUACAACGAUUGUUGAAGCUGAUCCAUCAAUUUUAGCUGAUGAAAAAGUUCAUUCAGCAAUUAAAAAUAGGUUUUUGGAUGAAUCGAUUUUAGUUCGUGAACAUACAGUGGAUUUAAUUGGUAAAUAUGUUUUAAUUAAACCAGAGUUAACUUGGAGAUACAUUGAUUUGAUUUGUGAUUUAAUUGGUGAUAAAGGUAUUAGUGUUAGAAAACGUGUAGUUAAAACGUUGAAUGAGAUUUGUUUGAAUCAUAUGCAACAUCCAAAAAUACCUUAUUUAUGUCGUGUCCUUGUAACAAGAGUAUCUGACGAAGAGUCAAUUAAAGAUUUAGUCUUAAAAACUUUUCAAGAUCUUUGGUUUAGUGAAAGAUUUUAUAAUAUAGAAAAUCAACAAAUCAACUCAAAUGCAAAUGGUUGUACAAUUAAUCCAGAGAUUAUUAAAGUUAAACAAAUUAUUGAAGUUUCAAAACAAUUGGAUCAAGAUAGUUGGUUUAUAGAUUUGAUUCAAAAAAUGUUAAAUAAAUCUUCAACCAAUGCUACAGGUGGUGGAAAGAAAGAGUCAAAGAAAAAACUUGAAAAAGAACAUAAUGAAGUUGUUCAAAUGUCAAAUAAAAUCUGUUCGACUUUAAUUGAAAUGUUGGUUAAUUUAGAUGAGAAUAAAUCUAAAAACAUUCAAAGUUAUAUGGGUAUUUUUAAAACUCUUCAUAUAUUUUGUAAAGUUAAUCCAACAUUCUUGGUACCAUUUGCUUCCAUUUUACAUCCUUAUUUAAAGCCACCAAAUCCAAAUCAAAUGAUAUCAUCAGAGGAAUCAAAUCUUUUCAUCUAUAUCACUCAUAUACUCGAGAAAACUUUACCAUUGAUUGAAAAUAAUGAUAUUGAUUUCUUGAAUCAAGUAGAAUCAGAUUUAGUUGUAUUAAUUGAAAAACAAGGUGCUGAUAUAGUUCAAGCUAGUAUCAAAUGUUUAUGUACUAUUGUAGAAAAGUGUAGUUUUAGUUAUGACCUAUUGGAAACUCAAUUGGCAAAGGUUGUACAUGUACUUCAAGUUUGUCAAACAAAAACUAAAGGUGAAAUCAUUCGUUCUCUAUAUGUCACUGGUUUAUUUGUUCGUUAUUUUGAUUUUGAAAAACGUGGUUGUUCAUAUUCACCAUUAAGAAUUAAUAUCAAACCAGCAGAGGUUGUAAAUACUUUAAUACCACUCACUUCAAGAUUAUUCAAUUUCGCAAGAGAUAGUGAUGUAAUUUCAAAGGCUUUAGAAUCUCUUGGUAAUAUUAUCAUAUCAUCACCAAAGAUUCUAAAUAAGGAUAGUAUCAAAGAAAUAUUGGCAAAAUCAUUCGCUUCAACUCAAACUGAACCAAAAAUUAAAGAAACCAUUAUGAAAUUAUUCUAUGAUCUAUUAGAUAAAGAAAUGAAACAAUUUAGUAAACCCAAAAAGGAACAACAAGAUAAUGGUAAUGGUAAUGGUAAUGGUUGUGAUGAUGAUCAUGAAGAACAAGAAGAAGAUUCAACCAAAUUAAAUGCAGAAAAAGAAUUUAUUAUUUCAAUGCAAGUCGAUGAAGAUUCAGAAUCUUUAGUAUCAUCAGUUCAAAAGUAUUUCUCAUCAAUGAUUAAAUUCUUAUUAGAACCACAAGAAUCAGUUAGAUUGGCAACAAUAUCAACCAUUGAAUUGAUUAUAAGACAAGGUAUUCUAAAUCCACUUGAUAGUGUUCCAUAUAUUAUUGCAUUAAUAACUGAUCCAAAUCGUUUUAUUUCAGAAUUGGCUUUUAAAACUUUAAAUUCUUUAAAUCAAAAACAUACUUCAUCAUUAUUUAAAAGAGUUAAUGAAAGUAUAAAAUUAACUUAUAAAUUUCAUCAAGAUUUAAAUUCAAAAUCACCAUUUAAUAUUGUAACAAAAGGAAUGUCAAAAUUUUAUUUAUUAUUUAAAAAUUCAAAAUCAAAUAGAACAAUAUUUUUAUCAACAAUUUUAACAAAUUUUGAAUCAAUUAAAGAAUAUAGAUAUAAAGAAUUAUCAUACUUUAGAUUUGUUUUUGAAAUUUUAGCAACAUUACCUUAUGGUAAUAUGGAUGAAGUAAUUGUUGUUAUUAAUACAAUCGAUAAGAUAAUUUCAUUGAAUGCAAAUUUUGUUCAAUCUAAAAUGGUUAAUUGGUCAAAAGAGGAAAGUAGUAGUAAUAAUAAGAAAAAUUCAGCAACGAUGAUGAGCGAAAAUGAAGAAAAUGGUGCAACAACUAAAACCUAUGAUAGAGCAGUUUAUAAAAAUUUUAUAAUGGGAAUGGUUAUUUUAUAUAUGUUACAAUUAAAAAAGUUUAUAUUGAAAACUUAUUCAAUCACAAAAGAUAAAAUGAAAUCUUAUUUAGAUGGUGAAUCUAGAGACUCUGAUAAAUUGGGUACAACAUUCACUGAAUCUAUUACUUUUAAUGAUCAUAAUUAUCCAUUCUCUGCUUUACCAUCAGAAAUUAAUCUUCAAUCAAAUGUUUCCAUUCAAAAAUCAAUCUUUGUGGAAUUUAAACAAUUGUUAAAAGAUGAUGAUAUGGAUGAAUUUUCAAUUAAAGUUAAAUCAAAAUCAACAAAUGACGAAUCUGGUUCACAAACUUCAACAACAACUUCAAAAAAAAGAAAACCUGCUGCUCCAAAACCUGCAAAACCAAAAGCAAAACCUAAUGCAAAAUCAAAUUCAAGAAAGAAAAGUAAAACUUCAUCAAAUGAAGAGUAA
Dictyostelium discoideum AX4 is the source of this 6192-nucleotide messenger RNA. Its product is annotated as nipped-B protein. Gene Ontology annotation, molecular function: cohesin loader activity. Lineage: Eukaryota; Evosea; Eumycetozoa; Dictyosteliales; Dictyosteliaceae. The coding region runs from base 1 to 6192 and encodes 2063 amino acids. The transcript has 3 exons. The record is from RefSeq and is a predicted model, not a curated record. Gene Ontology annotation, biological process: regulation of gene expression; chromatin looping. Gene Ontology annotation, cellular component: nucleus.